CAAAUGGAUGGAAUUUCCGUAGUUUCCGUAAUCAUUGAUGAUGAAAUCAAAAAUAAUAAAUUCAAUGAGACCGACGAAAAUAAUAUCAACGACACUAAAGAUACUGAUGAACCACAUAACGGUAAUCCUAUAACUAAAAUAAACCUUUCAUCAAAUGAGAAAUACUUUGUUACUUAUAGCAAAGUAGAUUCAUCAAUUAUCUGUUGGAAUGUUGAAAAUGUAAAAUUUUCUGCAACAUAUAUGUGUGUUUCCGACGAUAAGAAACUUGUGUAUGUGGAAAUGGAUAAUGGAAUAAGUGAACUCAUUUUAAGUAGUGGUGGCAAGAUUUUAAUUUAUUCCAUGCAAAAUAAAGAUAAUCUAUGGAAAUGCAAAAGAAUAUGUAAGAAACUAAUAGAUGCUAAUUUGUUGAGUAUAUCAAUAUAUGAUAAACUUUAUUUAUAUUUAAAUAAUUCCAUUUAUGAAUGGAAUCUUAUUAAUGAAAAAAGUAUAAAAAUACUGGAUAUUGAUGAAGAGAUGAAAUAUAUUGAUAGGAAGCUUAUCAGAAUUUCCAGUAAUGAAAAUUUAGCUUGUCUAAGAAUCAAGAGUAAAAUUAUUAUAUAUUCAUUUGAAUUAGAAAUCCCUAUUGCUUCUUUGGACAUAAAAAAUGAUUUGAUUUGCGCAAGAAAUGAAAAGAUCAAUUUAAAAGAUGGAAUAGGUAUAAUUGGAUUUAAGUUAUUUAAUGAUAGUGAUAUCAUUAUAUUAACAGAAAUUGGUCUUCUUAUUUACCAUUUUAAUGAGAAUAAAAAAUCUAUUUCAUUAAACUAUUUUUACUAUAUGAACUUAUGCAAUAAGGAAGUAUUGUCAAAUUAUUAUAAAGAUGUGUUUUUAAAAUCUAAUUUACCUUUACCAAAUUAUGAUAGUUUUAAACUUUGUGAUGGAUGGGUUUCAAAUAUAAAAGAUAAUAAGGAGUUUCUUUCGAAAUAUGGUGUUGAAUUAUUAUUAUUCGCAAUUAAAGAACAUAAGCUUCUGAAAGCUACAAUUGUACUUGGACUUUUUCAUUUGAAUUUUGAAGUUCGCCAAAUUAUCUAUGAUCCUUUUAAAUGGUUGCAAGAUUUUUGGAAUCUUACAGAUGUAAUUGCAGUCUUACUUCCCAUUGGUACUUCAAUUUAUUGGCUUCAAACAGAUUAUAGAAAUAUUCCCAUACUUUCUUUUACAUGCCUGUUCUUAGAUAUAAAGCUAAUAGUAUUUCUUAGAAUAUUUGAAUCUUUUGAAACCGAUUUUUCUUUUAAGAAAUAUAUGAAUAAUAAUGAUCCAAAUAAUCCUUGGAAUUUGGUUUCUGCUUAUUAUCGAGUAUUUGAAAAUGGAACUAUUGAUUACAACCCAUAUAUGAUUCAACCACCUAAUGGAAAUACAAAUAUGUUUGCAAAUUAUAAAACUGCUCUCUUAGCAACAUAUUUAUUCUUAACAGGUGAUUCAAGUGCACUGUCUAACUGGUCAUACGUUGAUAAUCCAUCACUUGCAAUAAUGUUUGUCUUAUUUUCACUCUUCAUUAGUAUAUAUAUUAUGAAUUUGUUUAUUGGAUUAAUCAAUAAUGCAAUUCAAAAAGCUGAUAAUAGAGUCUCAUAUCUUAUAUAUAAAGCAGAGAUUCUAGCUGAAAUUGAGUUAUUUUAUCUAUUACCAUAUCAAAGGCGCUGGAAUACAUGGUUCCUGAAAUAUUACUAUGCUAAUGUUGAUAUUGUUCGUGAAAAAGUUAAAGAAAUGAUUCGUGAAGGUGAAUGGAAUACCGAUGAAUUUUCGGAAAUGAAGCAAAAUUUGUUAAAAAAUCUCAAUAUUAAAUACAAUCCUAACAAUAAUAUUGAUUAUCUGAACUCUGAAGAAAAAAGGAUUUAG
Rhizophagus irregularis DAOM 181602=DAOM 197198 is the source of this 1869-nucleotide messenger RNA. Lineage: Eukaryota; Fungi; Glomeromycota; Glomeromycetes; Glomerales; Glomeraceae. The record is from RefSeq and is a predicted model, not a curated record.